AUGGUGGUGCGUGAUGAGAGGCAGUUUGUGGCUGCUGCUGUGGUGCACACUGCGCAGGCUUUAGUGGCUGGUGACACUGAGGCUUAUGCGCAUGCGGCAAGAGAGGCUACCCCAACGCCAACGCCAACGCCAACGCCAACGCCAACUCCAAUCCCAAUGCCAACCCCAACACCAACUCCAAUCCCAAUGCCAACCCCAACCCCAACACAAUCUCCUCCAACCCCAACCCCAAUACCAGCACCAACCCCAACGCCAACGCCAACUCCAACCCCAACUCCAACGCCAACUCCAACCCCAACCCCAACACAAUCUCCUCCAACCCCAACCCCAAUACCAACACCAACCCCAACCCCAAACCCAACCCCAACCCCAACACAAUCUCCUCCAACCCCAACCCCAAUACCAACACCAACCCCAGCCUCUUGCCCUAAGGACACCCUUAAGCUAGGGGUAUGUGGCGAUUUGUUGAAUGACUUGGUGCACCUUGUUGUGGGGACCCCACGAAAGACCCCUUGUUGUAGCCUCAUUGCGGGUCUUGCUGAUGUUGAUGCUGCUGUUUGCCUUUGCACUGCCAUUAAGGCCAACGUUUUGGGCAUCAAUCUUAAUGUGCCAGUUUCCUUAAGCUUGCUUUUGAAUUACUGUGGUAAGUCUGUCCCAACAGACUUCCAAUGCGCUUAGUGGUGUCAUGAUCAUGAAGGUUGCAAGCCUUGGUCUUGUCCUUAACAAGCCCUUGCCAGGAAAAUGGAUUCAACUUCAAGCCCAGGGAUAGUGGAAAAUGCAGCUACAGCAACAACUCCAAACGUGGCAAACUAGUCCCAAAAACCCUCACUGCUUUGCCUCAUCUAUGAUUAUUAUAUAUAUAAUUUCUAUAUAUUAUGUAUGUGUUUAUGUUUGUUGUUGUAUUAUUACAGUAUGGGAAUGAGGUAUCUUUGAAAAUAAGAAGAUUAUGUGUAGUUUCAUUUCAGCUUAUAAGGAAGGUUAGCUACAAUUUCUUAUAAA
This is a messenger RNA of Prunus dulcis (almond), 999 nucleotides long. RefSeq names its product pEARLI1-like lipid transfer protein 1. The record is from RefSeq and is a predicted model, not a curated record. NCBI's taxonomy places the organism in Eukaryota, Viridiplantae, Streptophyta, Magnoliopsida, Rosales, Rosaceae. The transcript has 3 exons. Bases 1 to 678 code for a protein of 225 amino acids.